Messenger RNA from Medioppia subpectinata, 1812 nucleotides. NCBI's taxonomy places the organism in Eukaryota, Metazoa, Arthropoda, Arachnida, Sarcoptiformes, Oppiidae. The record is from the annotation of a GenBank genome assembly.
AUGUUUGACGUGACGUCAACUGACAUUAAAAAACUCGGAAUAUUGCCUAAUAAUAAAGAAUGGGAGUUAGAACUGCCUCAUCCGACAAACAACGAAAAAGUGUCUAUAAUUGGAGUGAAUUCGUGGGGUCAGGCGUUGAGAUUAAAUAUUGAUUGGAAACCUCAGUCUUCCAACACGUCUUCAAUUGGAGUGAGUUUUCACUUCGAAGACGGAAAGGGAGGCAUAUAUGAGAUGAAUGAGCAAAAUCUGGUUCCGUAUGACAAACAUAAACGGGAAUAUAAAGCGCCGGGAAUUUCGUUAGAAGUAUUGAAUCCAUUCCGACGCUUAAGAAUCAAAUUUAGAGGAUAUCUAACAAAAAGCGGAUCAAAUGAAGUCGUUUUUGUCAAAAUGAGACUCUUGUGGAUCGCAAUCUCCAAUGUGUUUGACUUUGAAUGCGAUCACAACAAAGAUUUCAUUGAAUGUGAUCUUAAAAAUAAUUCAAAAUUCAAAUCAAUGGAUGAAAUAAAGUUUGAGAAUAGAUUUGAACAAAUGGGACAAAUGAAGGGCACGUUUCAAGUGGACCAUCAAAAUGAAGAGAAAUUGUUUUUGUGGGGAAAUAAGAGUAAAAAAAAAGCAGAAAAUGUGUUAACAAGUGGUGGAAAGGGCUCGUCAUUGGCUUCACUCAACCACUUGAGUGCAAAACUCAAGAAUUCAAUUGAUAUCAGAAUUCCUAAAGGAAUUGUCGUCACUUGUAGUGCAUAUAAAUUGUUUGUUAAACACAACAAACAAAUCGAUAGUUGUAUUCAAAAGUUAAAGAGCGCUGUCGGCAAACCCGAUAUACUUCAGAAAGAGUGCAGUAAUGUUGUGAAUGCAAUCAAAAGUUCACAAUUACCGGUGGAAAUUAAAAAUAAUAUCCGCUCACAACUCGAUAUACUCUACGCUAACAAUGAUUUCAACGGCCAGUCUUUCGCCGUCCGCUCGUCUGCCGCCGGAGAGGACUCGGAGGAGAUGUCAGCCGCCGGUCAGAUGACCACAUAUUUGGGAGUCAGAGGAUUGGAUGAAAUAUACGAUGCGGUGCUUAAGUGCUGGUCCUCUCAGUUCGACUUCAUUGCCGUUGAAUACAAGCGCGGAUACGGACAGGACGUGGACUCAAUGAUGGCGGUUGUCAUUCAAGAGAUGGUUGACUGCGAUUCUGCUGGCGUUCUCUUUACUUGCGAUCCCGUGUCCGGAGACGAGACAGAGAUUAUAAUUACCGGCAAUUAUGGCAUUGGAGAGAGUGUUGUGUCCGCGAUGUCAGAGCCCGACACUAUUAGAGUGGCCCUCAAUAUUACAGAUAAUUCAUUCAAUAGCCGUACAGUUAAAGGCAUUAAAUCCAUAUCUAUUGGAAGUAAAGCUAAAGCCAUUAAAAUGAAUACUUCUGGCAGUGGGACAGUAGAAGUGGAUACAAAUGAUGCAAAUAGUUGUUGUAUAAGUAAUGAAAACGCACUAAAACUGACAAAUAUUGCAUUAGAAAUUCAAAAGUUUUUCGGAAGCGUUCGCGAUAUAGAGUGGGGUAUUAAAGACGACCAAAUUGUGAUACUUCAGUCCCGACCCGUCACUAAUCUGGACACAGGUUUUACUGAAUUUGAAUUAAUGCAUGAAAUAGAUGUGGGAAUGCCUUCUGAGAAGGAAUACUUAUCCAAAGCUAAUGUCGGAGAAGUAAUCCCGGGAUGCACCUCGUCACUUAAUUUAACAUAUAAUUUCAAGCAAUGGAUGCCUCUUAUGAUCUACGACUUGCAUAUCUGCCUUCCGAACGGAAACUUAUACAUGACAGGCAUGCGAGGGCAUCUGUAG